GAAUGGCUCCGGCAAAGAAGGGUGGCAAGAAGAAAAAGGGCGGUUCUGCCAUCAACGAGGUGGUGACCCGGGAAUACACCAUCAACAUUCACAAGCGCAUCCAUGGAGUGGGCUUCAAGAAGCUUGCUCCUCGGAGUGCUGCUCCAGCACUCAAAGAGAUAUGGAAAUUUGCCAUGAAGGGCAUGGGAACUCCAGAUGUGUGUGUCGAUACCAGGCUCAACAAAGCUGUCUGGGCCAAAGGAAUAAGGAAUAUCCCCUAUCAUUUUUGUGUGCGAUUGUCCAGAAAAUGUAAUGAGGAUGAAGAUUCACCAAACAAGCUUUAUACUUUAGUAACUUACAUCCCUGUUACCAUGUUCAAAAAUCUACAGUCAGUGUGA
Molecule: messenger RNA, 377 nt
Organism: Sciurus carolinensis (gray squirrel)
Lineage: Eukaryota; Metazoa; Chordata; Mammalia; Rodentia; Sciuridae
Product: 60S ribosomal protein L31-like
Exons: 2
Coding region: 3-377 (124 amino acids)
Biological process (GO): cytoplasmic translation
Cellular component (GO): cytosolic large ribosomal subunit; ribosome
Molecular function (GO): structural constituent of ribosome
Source: RefSeq, a predicted model, not a curated record